Trifolium pratense (red clover) is the source of this 4212-nucleotide messenger RNA. Its product is annotated as pentatricopeptide repeat-containing protein At1g06270-like. Gene Ontology annotation, molecular function: protein binding. The coding region runs from base 140 to 1216 and encodes 358 amino acids. The transcript has 5 exons. NCBI's taxonomy places the organism in Eukaryota, Viridiplantae, Streptophyta, Magnoliopsida, Fabales, Fabaceae. The record is from RefSeq and is a predicted model, not a curated record.
UCACAAUCACAAUCACAAUCACAAUCCUUGCCUCCUCAUUUACUCCCUCUUCUCCACUCCACGGUCUCCACCCCAUUUCUUCGGCGCUCAACAACCAAAUCUCCUUUCUCUGCACGUUCACUUCAGAUCAAUACUGCGAAUGUGUCACAAAGUGCUCCAGUACUCUAUUAGUGUAUCAAUACUGGAGAUUGGAGAAGCAAUGUGCCAUAGACUUGUUCGUCAUUUCUUCCUUAGUCUGAACCAAUGUUCUUCACUUCAUUCAGCUUCUUCUUCACUGCAAAAGCUUGAACAGACUGUUAGAGCUGAAGUAGAAGCCAAAAACUAUGUUAAAAUUCCUGAUAUCAUUUCCACUGUGUUGUCUCGAUCCCAAAAUUCAAAUCCUUUCUUUUUUUUAUCGUCUUUUCCGCAGAACUUACAAGUGCAAAUUGUUGAUGAAAUGAUGCAAUCUUUUAUAUCCAUCAGACCACGCUAUAAGCCCCGGCUAACCUAUUCCUACCUUCUUUCCUACACCCUCCAAAGUUCUCACCCCCUUCCUCUUGCACUCGCUAUCCUACAACGGACUCUACGUUCUGGUUGCUUACCAGUUCCUCAGACUCAUGUUCUCCUCUCAUCUGCUUGGUUGGACCGGCGAUGUCUGUCGCAUUCUGUGGCUAAUAUUUUACUCGAGAUGCAAUCAAUUGGAUAUCAUCCUGACUGUGGUACUUGUAAUUAUCUACUAUCAUCUCUUUGUGCUGUUGAUCAGUUAGUGGAGGCAGUUAAUGUGUUGAAGGGUAUGGGUGGAGCAGGAUGUAUUCCCGAUUCAAAUAGUUACGACAUUGUAAUUGGUGCAAUGUGCAAAGCUCGAAGGACUUCUGACGCUCAAGAUUUAAUGAAGCAAAUGGUGGAGAAAUAUGGUUUGACCCCAGACCAUGGAACAGUGGUGAAAUUCUUGACAGCAUUACGGACAAACAAGGAGAUAUGGAAAGCUGUUGAGGUGAUUGAGUUCCUGGAGAAAGAGGGAAACUCUGUCGGAUUUGAGAGUUAUGAGUUGGUGGUUGAAGGUUGCUUGGCGAGACGUGAGUAUGUUUUGGCUGCAAAGGUUGUUAUGGGGAUGACAGAAAGAGGUUUUAUACCGUAUAUCAAGGUGAGGCUGAAGAUAAUUGAAGGUUUGGCGAGCAUCGAUGAGUGGAAGAUAGCUUGUGCUGUGAGAGAAAGAUUUGCAAAACUUAAAUCUUAGCUGUUAAGUUAUUUAUAGUGAGCCUAGUUCGGUUCUUAAAGCUGAAGCAGAGAGUUGCAGCUCUUGGAUCUCAGAUUUGCCAAUCAAUUGGAGGUAUGAUCUCUUAAAUUAAAGCUUGGAAAAGAAGUGAGCAUAUACAGGAACAGGUUUUAUCGAGUUGUAGAAUUAAAGUUCCUUAGGCUGACUUUGAUUGUUGUAUUAUAUUAAAAUUAAAAUAAUUCAGCUGUAUAGUAUAUUUCGACACAAGAAAAUGGAGUAACUUUAUGUGUAUUAGUUAAACACCCUCCCCAAAAGGAAACAGUCUAAUAAUAUCAAUUGCACAGAUUAUAAUGUGGUCAGAAAUUUCAUGUAAUUUAUGCUUUAUUGUUCCAGUUUCCAGUCAUCUUUCUGUUUCUAGGGAAUGAUCAUUGCCAUUGCAUGAUUUCUGUAUAGCAUGCUAACCUUAUAAUCAACUUCGCUUUAUUUGGUUGAAUAUUUUAUUUUAUUUUUUGAAUAAUUUAUUUGGCUGAAAUCCAUAUACUUGACACAUAGAAACAGAAAAAUGAUCACUGUAGAUUGUAGUUAGCUAUGCCACGUCGGAUUGAAAAUUGGUGGGCCAUGCUCUUCUAUUUUUGCAAGUUUAUAUCUUUUCUUUCUUAUUUUUUUUUCCUGCCGCUAGAGGAAGCUAUGUAUCCAUAGACCGGCGGUUGCUAGAUUCCGACUCAGAAGAUUCAAUGAAUCUGGUCUUUUUGUAUCGUUUUUUUAUUGAUUAGUCUGAUGGGUUCAUCUGGUGUAGUUUCAUAUGGUGGAGGUCGAAUUGCAUGUUCUUAUUUUCCCCCCUAAUCAAGUUUAGAAUCGUUUUGAAUUUUGAAUUAUGUAUAAUUUUCCCUCCUGGUUGAAUUUCCUCUGAUCCACUUGUCUAUAAAUUGGGGAUGGGUAAGAGUUGCAAUGCACAAAUUGAGACCAACAGAGUAUAGUUAGGGUUUUAGAGAGGUUAGUGAUUUUUACAAUUCUAUCUUAUAUCUUUGGUUGUAAUUUCAUUGAUGGUUGGUUAUAUCUUUAUUUACACAUGUAUUCUGCAUAUUCUGAUUUGUUGAUUAUUGUUCAUAGAUGGUUAUACCUUUAUUGAUUGUUGCUGAAGAUGUGGAAAGUGAUGCCCUUGCAAUUCUUAUCCUAAAUUAGCUUCGCGCUGGAAUCAAGAUUACAAUUUCCAAAGAUGACACUGUCAUUCUUGACGGUGCCGGUGAUAAGAAAGCUAUCGAGGAAAGAUGUGAGCAGAUUAGGUCGGCGGUUGAAAAUAGUACUUCAGAUUAUGACAAGGAGAAAUUGCAGGAAAGAUUGGCCAAGCUUUCUGGUGGUGCUAGGGAUGGUAAGAUUACUAAAAUGGUCGUCGUUGAGCUUACUGAUCAUAGGUAAAUGUUAUAUUUAUAGUGUAAUCAUCGCAAAUUUUAUUUUGCAGUAUUAUAAUUGUUUUGUUUAAUUUUGGUCAUAGUUAUGAUAAACAGUGGUAAGUGUGAAUGUGCUUUGUUUGGUGAUUAGGUUGACGAGUUGAACAAGAAAAUGGGGAAAACUUGCAAAAUUUAAAAUUUUUAGAGAUAAUGUAUUAUUAUAUUUGAAUUAGUAACUUCUCAAAUUUUCCACUGAUUGAAUUAGUUGUGUCCAGACAAAGCAUCCAUCCAAAAUGUCAUUAACACUACAAGGAUAUUGAUUAAUCCAGAUAUACCUGAGGUCGAAGCAUUCAAGAACAUGUUUGUUUCAUUUCUAAUAAAUUAUUGAUGUUGAGUGAUCGUGUAGUUGUGUUUGUCUUUGAUAAAGAUGUUCAGAAUUUGGCUGUGGAGACUUGUCCUCUUUUGUUAUCAAUGGUGGGUUGUGAAAUCUUUAUUUUUCUGGUUAUAGCUGUUCAUAUUUAAAGACAUUGUAUAAUGUGUUUUGCAGGGAGAGAGCUCUUCCUUAUAUCCAGAUGAGAUGGAGUGCUUUUACGGUGAUGCAACGAAGUUGGUGUUGUGAACAUGUUCUUUGACGAGUUUAUCCCAAAUGUUGAUAACUUUGUUGGUAUCUUGAAUCUCUAAUUUAAAUCUGUUGUGUAUUGUUUCAUCGUUUGAUUUAUCUGCUGAUUAUGGUAUACUCAAACAGAUUGAAACUCCAAAUUAUGAGUCUAUCAAAGAGGAGUUGAGUGAAGGCCAAAUUCUUUAUUAUUCUUUCUUUUUUUUUUUUGGUCAAGAAAUUCUUUAUUAUUCUUCCUGUGAAUCUAAAGAACCUGCUGAUGGUGAUGUUGAUUCAGGUGUCAUUUGCAAACCAAGUGGACAAUGGAGAUAAGAGUAGAACUCCAUUUCCAGGUCAUUCUUGCUUCCAACGUGAAAGAAGAAACUCAAAGAAUGGCAUGUCAACCUAUAUUGAGAAGUUUGUUUAUUCUAGGAGGAAAACCUGUGUUAAAAGAAAGCUUAGGUUUAGGUUUGAUGAUAAUGGUGAAGAUGCUAUGAACAAGAGCAAAAAAAAAAACAUAUUUUAGUGAAAAUAAAUUUGUUAAGGAAGGAGUGUGAGAAGAAAAAAGAACUAUCACAUGAAAGUUGAGCAUUUUAAACCUCAAUUGCAUGGCCUAUAGUUUGGAUUAUACGCUGGUACACUCAACUUCAAAUGAUCUCCAAUGCAGGAGGCAUUUGUAUAUGAUACAGGCAGCAAUUGGUCUAUUCCCAGCAAAGCCUAGAUGUUUUGCAAUACAUCUAAUGAGCAACUCUUGGUUCUCCUGUUGUUUCUCAUUCAGUGACUUCUGUGGUUUAUCCUCCACCUCAGCGGAUUCCCUUUCCCUUUGGUUCAUUGAUGAGCUAUGGCAUAUGUAGUGUUCUCAUCUAUGUCAUAUAGCUAAGUUAGAAUUUGGUUUAAGUUAAUUUGAAGAAAUGUAAUGUAGUUUAUUUCCAGGGUGCUAUUGAAUGGAGUCAUGUUAUUGAAGUUGUUUGAAGACGAUGACAUUCUUGAAAAUGCAAUUGAUGGAAAGCAAAAUAACAGUGAGUUUUUUUUUU